Molecule: messenger RNA, 690 nt
Organism: Ilex paraguariensis (yerba mate)
Lineage: Eukaryota; Viridiplantae; Streptophyta; Magnoliopsida; Aquifoliales; Aquifoliaceae
Source: the annotation of a GenBank genome assembly
AUGUCAGCUCGAAUAGAGAAUAUGUACACCCUUCUAGUGGCUCAUUUCGUUUGUUGGGUGCUAUUUGGCAAAGCAGAUGUAUUCAAGAAAUUCAAAGACGAGGAGGAAGGGAAAUUUGAAGAAUCCCUGAUCACAGACGCUCAAGAGUUGUUAAGCUUGUAUGAAGCAACACAACUCAUGGUGCAUAGAGAAUGUCACAUACUAGAGGAAGCACUAGUAUUUACUACUACCAACCUCGAGUCCUUGUUACCCCACUUGAACAAUCUCUUUGCAGAACAAGUCAAUCAUGCCCUACAGCUGCCCAUCCGCAAGGCCUUGACAAGGCUAGAGUCGAGGACUUACAUGACAAUUUAUCAAGAAGAUGACCGGCAUAAUCAAAUACUACUCAACUUUGCUAAAUUAGAUUUUAAUCUAUUGCAGAAAGUGCAUCAGAGGGAGUUGAGUGGUAUUACAAGGUGGUGGAAAGAUUUAGACUUUGCCACAACAUUACCUUUUGCAAGAGAUGGAUUGGUGGAGUGCUACUUUUGGAUAUUGGGAGUGUACUAUGUGCCCCAAUACAUUCUUGCCAGGAAGAUAUUAACCAAAGUAAUUGCCAUGACUUCCAUUGUGGAUGACAUCUAUGAUGUAUAUGGGACCCUUGAAGAACUUGUACUCUUCACAGAUGCAAUCGAAAGGUCUCUAAUUCCUUAA